AUGGUCAAAGCGACGUACACCACUCCGCUGAAGAACAUCCCACAUACUCAUCAACAACAAUGGCAAACCGUAGUCUGUUUUGGUAACACAUUUUUUUUUUUUAUAGGAGCAACAAGGUUUGAAACGGUGUGUGUUCAUACCUGAUAUAACUCCUAAAUUACCGCGCUAUUUUAAAAGACUCGUAUGUUCGUUUGUGGCUAAAUUUUCGUUCUACAUUUUUCCUGAAAAUGUGCGAGGCGCUCACACAGGCUGUGCAUGUGUGUCCCUGCUGCCUUUCUGCUGGGCUACUGCUGCUAACCUAGCUGCUUCUUUUUUUACACGGCGGUUAGCCUCCGUUAGCCUGGCCGCGUUUAUUAACUAGUAGAGGAAACAAAAGAUACAGACGAAUGUAAACCCUGUUCGUGCUGUUUGAUUUGCGAAAACAACCCCAAACUAAUCGCCUACUGUCGCUGUCGGGUAAGGGGAUAAGUGUUGUAUGAUUUAUCGUGGAAAACACUUUGCUGGCUAGCUAAUAGGCUAGCUAUUUGAUUGUGUUCGUCGACUGAGGAAAACGGCGAGUUUUCUUUGAAAGUAUGGAUGAUCAGACUAGGAUGCUGACGGGUCUCACCGGACUCGGUGGACUAUCACAGCCCGAUGUCGGUGAUCCGGACUCGGUCCGGAAACAACAGUCCCUCGGUCAGCCGCAACAAGACAUUGGAGAUAUUCUACAGCAAAUAAUGGCCAUCACCGACGAAAGCCUGGACGAAGCACAGGCCAGAUCCUGGCCAGAGGAAUCGCCAGCGCAUUGGGGUGGAUCAGACGACCCCACAGAGGGAGGGAGAGCAGGGGGGGGCAUGGCAGGGGGUGGCCUGCCACUCAACUUCCAGCACAGGAAGCAUGCCCUGAACUGUCACAGAAUGAAACCAGCACUCUUCAGCGUUCUUUGUGAGAUCAAAGAAAAGACAGUUCUGAGUAUACGAGGUGUACAGGAAGAAGACCCCCCAGACCCCCAAAUCAUGCGGUUGGACAACAUGUUGCUUGCAGAGGGCGUGUCAGGACCAGAGAAAGGCGGGGGAUCGGCUGCAGCCGCUGCAGCUGCAGCCGCAGCAGGGGGCUCACCCACCGACAGCAGCAUUGAACACUCUGACUACAGAGCCAAACUUGCCCAGAUCCGUCAGAUAUAUCAUUCUGAGCUGGAGAAAUAUGAACAGGCCUGCAGUGAAUUCACCAACCAUGUAAUGAACCUGCUGAGGGAGCAGUCUCGCACACGGCCCAUCUCUCCCAAGGAGAUUGAACGCAUGGUGGCCAUAAUCCACCGUAAAUUUAGCUCCAUCCAGAUGCAGCUCAAACAGAGCACCUGCGAGGCAGUCAUGAUUUUGCGCUCACGCUUCCUUGACGCCAGACGUAAGAGGCGCAACUUCAACAAGCAAGCCACAGAAGUACUGAACGAGUAUUUCUACUCCCACUUGUCUAACCCCUACCCCAGCGAGGAAGCAAAGGAGGAACUGGCCAAAAAGUGUGGGAUCACUGUGUCUCAGGUCUCUAAUUGGUUUGGCAACAAGAGAAUACGCUACAAGAAGAACAUCGGUAAGUUCCAGGAAGAAGCUAAUCUGUACGCGGUUAAAACGGCGGUGGAUGCUGCGAAUGUGUCAGCGCAAGCCAGUCAGGCUAACUCUCCAGCAACACCCAACUCAGGUGGAUACCCUGCACCGUGCUACACACCUGACGGGCGGCUAUGAGGAGUUGUCAAGCAGUGGCCUCUUCACCCCUCAUCGCCUGGAUGCUAACAGCUGGCAGGACACCACCAACCCGCCCUCGGUUACCUCCCCUCCUGGUCCACCUGGCAGCGUCCACUCUGACACUUCCAACUGAUCUGGUGGCUUUACCUGCCUUCUCUUUAUUCCCACUGUGGUCUGCUGUUAAAAUCAUCUUGUGUUCCUAUUUUUCUUCUUUUUUUUUUUUUGUUUCAUUUCUCCCCUGUGAACAGGCCACAUGAAGUUGUAUACACAUUUCAUUCACACUUGCUGUUCUGGACCACAGGACAGCUGUACAGUAGCUGGGAGGAAAUUCUCCUUUCACCUUCAUUCCAGUUCUCCGCUCUUUAAAAGUUAAAAAGGGGAAUGGAGCUCAGAGACAUAAUGAAAAACAUCCUUAUUGUCAAGGACUUUGAAAAAAACAAAACAAAAAAAACACAUCCAGCUGUGUAGAUGAUCAUGAUGUCUGUACAUUAUGUGUAUAUGCACGUUAACUUUACACAGUACUCCCACGGCUUGUUCAUGUGCUGUUUGACCUUUACACUCAACUCUUUGCUUUGGGAAACUGUGUGUAAUUGCCCGUAUCUGCUGAAGCCUUGGCAUCUGACAGCCAAACUGUGGUUACGGACCACCAGGGAGCUCUGCUCACCUUGCUUGUACCAAAGUGCUGCCCCAGUGUUCCUCUGAGAUUACCCUCUGCCUACUCAACACAAGACACUGUUGCAUCAAUGUAUCCUUCCGUUAGGAUUUUAAGGUGAGCAACUGAUGUUUGCACAGAGGUGCACGCAACUGUCCCCAAAACAUACAGCUCACAACUUGUCAGCUGUUCUCAUUAUGAGCUGACAUAAGCGAUGUGUCAAGCACAGAUGUUAGCAUCCUUGCUAUGGGUUUCUACCUUUCUAGGAAGGUGAGGGGAUCCCUGCUCCGAACCAGGCAGGACAAGAGAUGGUAGGGCUGGUGUGAAGAGAAUAGGAGAACAUCUUUGGUUGAGCAUAUGUAACCAAUAGCUCUUUCCACUGCUAACCCAUAGAGGGUGUUGGUAGAUGGCUUGUAGACUUUACUUCUUUCUUUCUGUCCACUAGUUUAUUUGAUUGUAGACUAUCAUCUAAUGCUGUUUCACCAAGAAUGCACCAGCCACCACCAAAAAUUAGCUCAAUACGACAUCUUUAUGACAAACGAAGGGUGGAAAGAUUGCGAGGCAUCGAUGUAUUACUGGAACAAAUGUGACAUGAACUUAGAAAUGUGACUGUCUUCCAUGCAUGUAGGACUUCUAGGUGUUAUACUGUUUUUCAUUUACGUUUUUAGCUUAAUUUGUAUUAACGAGAGAAAAAAAUGAAUAAAUAAAAAGGUAAAACUAUUACAGUCAGACCAAAACCAAAAAAAAAGUGCAUCACAUGUCGAUGUGUCUGUGUGGACGUGUAAAAGGUUCCUGGGAUAUCUUAGUCAAACUGGCUGGUGCUCCUUCGAACUUUGUAAGCAUUAUGUAGACUGGGCGCUUCCACCAGCUAACGACACGCAAGGUGGGGUUCAACUUAGAUUUUUUUUCCCCAUCUUGAAACUUAAGCUUGUGAGCCUGAGGCAACAUGUUAACAACCUGAUGUUGUACCAAAACCAAAUAUACAAAGUUCAGCAAUGUAAUAAUGCUACUUUUUUUAAAACAUUGGUGCGCAGUCGCCUUUUACAUUUGAGGAGGGAAUUCUGUUUGUACCUGUGUCUCUUUGUGGUGUUGUCAUGCCUCAAGUUGGUUUAUUUUUGUUUUGUUUUAAAUGGGGCUUCAUAAAUGAUGGGUGGAGUUAACACUCAUCACACCUGUGAUUUGAUUUUGAGCAUAAAAGAAAUGCUCUGCCCUUUCUUUAUCCUUUAAUACCGUCUGGUAAAAAAACCCCCAUCUUUUUAUGUUCCACGGCCAAUUGGGCAAGGGCUUCUCUCUCUCCUCUGUUACCAAAAAAGAGGCAGCACUGGGUGUAGUAAAACUCUUAAUUUGUGUGUAGGACAAACCUGCCACAUUUUGGCAAUUUCCAUUCGUUAAAGCUGUUUUAUACAUUAAAGAUUACGUGAAUAACAAGGCGUUUUGAUAGUAAGGUAAAGCCUUAUUAAGAUUUGUCAUUAAAGAGUUUGUUUGAACCAUGUUACAAAACAGAAGCUGAGCUUGAAAGCCAGUCACACGUUAUCUCUCACAUUUCAUUUCCUGUUUUGUCUCACGCAGCAUCUUGUUAUUGCUGCGUCUUGAGUAAUGGCGUCGUCACACCAAAUUAUCAUGCCGCCCCUUUUUUUCUACUUGUUGUAAUGGAUGUCACUGUACAGUUUGUGUAAUGUUUCAGUACAUUUUCUUUUUCUUUUAUAAAACUUUGUUUGGUUGAGAUAUCUACUGUUUCACAGGAUUCACGCUAACUCUGUAUUGGCUUUGAAUAUUAUUUAGAUCUUUUGUUACAUAACCAAGUUGCAGUGUAGGAUGAACAAAUGUAAUGUGGUGCUGUGGAACUAUUUUUUUUAUUUUUAUUUUCCUAUAACUAUUUCAUCCCCUUUUUAAUUUCCACAUUGGGUUUUACUUCUUGAAUGCUUAAACUACAAGUUUCCCCUCGUUUGUUGCCUCGGUGAGUUGCCACUAUUGCCAUUCACCUCAAUUUAUUACAGCAGAAACAUCAAUGCCUAAAUACUUGAUGUCAAUAUAUACACUUUGUGAGCUCAUGCAUUUCGCAGCGCCGUUGUAACUCAUCAAUAAAAAUAAUCUUAUUGUAAACAAGUAUUUUGAUCAUUCGACUGGUUUAGUUCCACAGCACCAAAUGUCUUUGUAAACCUUCAUUUGUUUGUUUUUAUUAGUAUAUUUGUAUCUCCCUCUUUCCCUUGUAUUUACCCCUCUCUCUACCUCUGUCUUUCCAUUUCUCUUGUAUAUAACCCCACUGUUUUCAGACUUGUGAGUCUGUAUGAACUCCUUUUAUACCUCAACUUUAGAAUUGAUCUAGAAAGAGUAAAACAAAACGGAAGAAUAUGACAAAAUUGUAGUGUUCUUAUUAGAAAAUUAAUAAAAAAAAAACAAUUUAGUGUGA
Xiphophorus couchianus (Monterrey platyfish) is the source of this 4780-nucleotide messenger RNA. It is a transcript of the gene pbx4, whose product is annotated as pre-B-cell leukemia transcription factor 4. Gene Ontology annotation, cellular component: nucleus. Lineage: Eukaryota; Metazoa; Chordata; Actinopteri; Cyprinodontiformes; Poeciliidae. The coding region runs from base 573 to 1718 and encodes 381 amino acids. Gene Ontology annotation, molecular function: DNA-binding transcription factor activity, RNA polymerase II-specific; DNA binding. Gene Ontology annotation, biological process: regulation of DNA-templated transcription. The record is from RefSeq and is a predicted model, not a curated record. The transcript is spliced from 9 exons.